Messenger RNA from Pistacia vera, 1354 nucleotides. RefSeq names its product deSI-like protein At4g17486. The coding region runs from base 277 to 1047 and encodes 256 amino acids. Gene Ontology annotation, molecular function: deubiquitinase activity. The record is from RefSeq and is a predicted model, not a curated record. The transcript is spliced from 4 exons. NCBI's taxonomy places the organism in Eukaryota, Viridiplantae, Streptophyta, Magnoliopsida, Sapindales, Anacardiaceae. Gene Ontology annotation, biological process: protein deubiquitination.
UUUUCUUUAUUUUUUGGUACCAGACAAGACCAAACCAACAGAAACAUAACUUAACAUACAUGCCAUAAGCAAAAUCAAUGUGAGUUUCAGUUUCAGACAAGGCAACUCAAACACUUUCCUCCACUUUCAGGUGCUCUUAUUUUGCUUUACUAAUGGCUGCCUUGCAUUUUUGGUGUUGACAUUAUCUUCUUCCUGCUGUAAUGAAGUCUUGUCUUGAAUCUCCUCUUUAACAAGGUUGGAACUGGUAUCGAUUGAUUCCUGGUUUCACUCACAAACAUGAAGUUGGCACUCAAGAAUGGAUGGAACUCUGUUGCACCUCUCCGUUUACGAGGCAGUUCGGCCACCCGUUUUUGCAUGUUCCCAAAAGUGAAGUCAGCAGGCUUUAGUCCAGGAAACACGCCUGUCUAUUUGAAUGUUUAUGACUUGACACCAAUCAAUGGCUAUGUCUACUGGGCAGGCGUUGGUAUUUUUCACACUGGGGUAGAAGUCCAUGGUGUAGAAUAUGCCUUUGGAGCACAUGAUUACCAAACAAGUGGUGUCUUUGAUGUUGAACCACGACAGUGCCCUGGCUUCAGGUUUAGAAAGUCAGUAUUCAUGGGAACAACAUGCUUGGAUCCUGUUGAGCUUAGAGAGUUCAUGGAGCGCCAGUCUGCAAACUACAAUGGUGAUACAUAUCAUUUGAUUGCUAAGAACUGCAACCAUUUCUGUGAGGAUAUAUGUUAUAAGCUAACAGGGAACCCAAUUCCAAAAUGGGUAAAUCGUCUUGCAAGAAUAGGUUCACUAUGCAACUGCAUACUUCCCGAAGGCCUUAAAUCUACCACUGUGCAACAUGACCCUAAUUUCCAAGGAUGUGAAAGUGAGAAGAAGAGACUAAGAACUGCCUUUAGUUGCUGGUCAUCAAUCUCAAUGCCUCAUAAGGAAGUCUCAAUAUCUUCAUUGUUUCUGCACUCUCACUACAAAGGCUGCCUGCCGCCGUGGGAGUUGAAGAGGUCUGAAAGUGGCUCAAUGAAGAAAUUAUCUAAAAAUGCCUCAUUGAAGAAACUAUGACACUUGCAUUUCAAUGCAUAUCAAUUGUAAAAGUACCAAUUUCAGCAUCUGCUCUGAAAUUCGGAUCCGGUCGAUGAUAUCACCUCCUGUCCUAUGUGAGCCUCUGAAAUGUAAAAUCUGUCAAGUUUGUGAUUCAAACUGUGAAAACAGAGUGCUGUACUCGUGUUUUUUCCUGUUUUUACUAGCAUGUGUGGAGUUUGCUAGUUCUCUUUAUAAUGUGUAACAAACAGAGUCAUGUACUCAUUCUUCAUCCUGUAAUGUAUCACCAUUUAUUACUGGAAUAUUUUCAUGAGAUUUCUCAUCUACA